Molecule: messenger RNA, 1545 nt
Organism: Theileria orientalis strain Shintoku
Lineage: Eukaryota; Apicomplexa; Aconoidasida; Piroplasmida; Theileriidae
Exons: 2
Coding region: 1-1545 (514 amino acids)
Source: RefSeq, a predicted model, not a curated record
AUGUCUGAGAAAUCUCCUGGUAAUAGUAAUACCAUCUGUAAGCUUAUCGCAGCGUUCAUCGCCUUAUCAUCGCAUCUGAUAAUGCACCAAAUCGAUGUUACAUCGGCACACUUCUCCGUAGCAUUUAAAAUUCCACUUAAUAACAUUAGUAUUUACUUCAGCAAGCUGUUUAGCUUCAGAUGCAUGCUAAUCGCUGCUGGUACAGCUUCUGAACUGGUGGUCUCAGAAAUGUCAAAGAAGAUUUACCCCGACGGUAAACAAUAUAUUCGUAAGCUGGUUAGUAUGGGUUCUUUUAUUGGUGUAUUAAUUUUGAGAGUGGUUUUUCUAUUUUAUCUCUACAAGUCAUCGCAAUUGGGAUACUAUGUGUAUGUAAUUUUAAGUAUUGAGGCUUUUUUCUUCGGCUACUUCCACGCUUCUAUUAUUGGACUUGUUCCUGAGCAUUCAUUGGUCAUUGCUUUUUCUGUCAAUGCAUCUCGCUUCUUCAUUCUUUUUAUUCAGUUGAUUCUUGAUUAUUUAUUAAGAAAGUCUCCUUUGCUCAUGAUUAAGUUCCUGGUGUGGAUUGGAGUUAUAAUGACAGGGUGCGCCGUUGUCGCUUGGAUAUAUUAUAACUUUAGUUCUUGUAACACUAUUUCUGCUGUAGAUAUAGGAUUUUUAGAAGAAUGUAUGAAAGGUUCAAGUGAAUCAGAAGAUAAUAUUAAUAUAGUAGUAAAAGAACCAGACAUUGCAGAAAUAGUAGUUAAAGAAAUGGGUUUUGGCAUAACCUUUUUUAGGGCGCUCUCUCCAUUCCUAAUGUUCUUCGGCGGAUCUAUGUUCAAGGACUUUUUGUUCCCGGGCGUGCUCCCUUAUGCUCUUGUCAGGAGAGAUAGGUGUCACAUAAUAAACAUGCUCGUUCCAGUCGCUAACAUUUUGGGGCCCUUGGUUUUGUUCUUCGUUGAAUCUUUUAGGUCAUUUCAAAAGUGGACUCCGGUCUUCAAUUCUUUCUGGGCUUUAUUGAUUUUAAUGAUUUUGGUGGGUGUUUCUGCUUUCAUGGCCAUUCAUUCAAGGGUCAGAUUGUUCAGAUCAUUUAUCAACUCCGCUGAACAAGUCUCGUAUUCAACACUAAUCCUUGUAUUCUGUAACGGGUUCAUGGAUCCUCUGAGUUUUGCGGGAGUUGCGAAGAUAGUUAAAAGAGGCUUUGAAAAUGAAACUGAACAUGAAAUAAGCAAUGUUGCUAAAAACGGAUCUGAGGGAACAAAUUCUGGGAACACAGGUUAUCAGAAUGAUGGCACUAAUGGACCUGAAUUAAAGAUAACAAGGGUUGAGGGAAGCAAUAGUCUCUUGACCGUGCACAUCUUAUCCGCACUGUUUAUGCGUUUUGUUUUUUCGAAGUUAUCAGUAGGAUACAAUGAAACACGGGUCAGCCUUGGAUACUGCCUCCCCAAAUUCAGACCCAAUCAUAGAAUGUCUAGGAGAAACACUGGAUGGUACAUAUUCAGACAAACUUUCAUUCGCGCCUGGAAAGAUACUGGAAGUGAUUUCAAGCUGGAUGUAAAGAAAUAUCUGUGA